Molecule: messenger RNA, 1403 nt
Organism: Diorhabda sublineata
Lineage: Eukaryota; Metazoa; Arthropoda; Insecta; Coleoptera; Chrysomelidae
Product: zinc finger protein OZF-like
Exons: 2
Coding region: 69-1364 (431 amino acids)
Cellular component (GO): nucleus
Molecular function (GO): zinc ion binding
Source: RefSeq, a predicted model, not a curated record
GGUCAAUUAUUAGGGUUAUGUUUAGGAAAACAAUGUUAAAAAGAUGAUAACGGUAAUGGUUUUGUAAAAUGUUUGAAAUGGAAGUAACGAAUCAUGAAAAAAAUAACGUUAUAACUUUUACUUAUGAUGAGAUUGAUAUUAUAUGUCGAUCAUGUCUGAGUAAGGAAGCAAUAGUAAAUCUAUUCGAAAUUGCAUAUAAAGGGACUCUUUUUAGUGAAAUAUUCAAUUCUUUAUUUGCUGAGCUAAAUCAAACUGAUGCAUUACCUAAAAAGAUUUGUAAUAAAUGCGUUAUUUUGUUCACUCAAUUUUGUGCAUUCAAAGAACAGAUUGUAGAAUCCCAGAUUUUAUUGCAAUCUACUAUUGGAUGUAAUGCAAAACUAGAAGAAAAUAAUAUUAAUGUUAAGGAAGAGAAAGACUACAAAGAUGAAUACGAUUCAAAUAAAGUUGAAGAAAACACAGUUGACUGCCAUGAAAUAUGCGAAGUAAAUGAUUUGAAAAACGAAAUUGAUGAAGAAAAUGUGAUUGUUAAUACACUUGAAAUCAAGCUUGAAGAAAAAGAGUAUGUGUGUAGUUAUUGUGAUGAAAAAUUUUCUAACAUUGCUAGGUACAGAAAUCACAGACAAAGAGAAUUGUUAAAAAGGCGACCUAAGAAAAUAUGCCACAUUUGCAGUAAAGAGGUUGUGUCAAAUAGGUUGAAGGAACAUUUAAUCUCACAUUCUAAUAAAAAACCAUUUUCUUGUGAUAUAUGCGGUAAGAAAUUUUCAAGAAAAGAAAAUCUAUCGAGACACAAAUAUGUACAUACAGAAGUAAAACCUCAUAUGUGUCAUAUAUGUGGCAAAGGUUUCAUACAAGCUCCAUCUCUAACAGAUCAUCUCCGGACACAUAAUGAUAUAGCCCCGUUUGUGUCCCAAUACUGUGGAAGAAAAUUUACAAAUAAACAAGCAUUUGAACGUCAUUUAAAAUUACACAUGAAAAAUCCAGAAAUGCCUUGUAAAGGAAGGAAAGGAACAGAAAAAUACAGAAAUGCGAAGUUUAUAUGUGAAUAUUGUAAAAAAGAAUUCAAAACUAAACAAAUGCUUGAUAUUCAUACAAGAAGCCACACAGGUGAUAGGCCGUACGUAUGUUCAAUUUGUGGUAGCAAGUUUAUCCAAAAUGCACAUUUAAGAACUCAUUUAUACCUCCACAAAGGUAAUAAGCCUUAUAAUUGUGGUUAUUGUGGUAAAAGUUUCGCUAUGAAAGGAAAUCUCAAUCAACAUGUUAGAAUCCAUACUGGCGAUAGACCUCACAUUUGUAAUAUAUGUCUAAAGCGUUUCUGUACUAGAAGUAGUUUAAAAAAGCAUAAGAUAAUUCAUGACGUCAAAUAAUUAUCAAUAUUUUUAUUAAUAAACAAAUUAAACUGUAAA